ACGAAACUAAAUAAAACCUAAAGAAAAACACCUGGGGGCCUGCCCUAUUCAUUUAAACAGUCCGUCACCGUCACCGUCGCCGGCGCCACCACCUCGAUUCCUACACUCGGUGCUUCUAUCCUUCAGAUCUCGUGCCACUGGAUCUGUCUUAAUGAUACAGAUUUUGUGCAGCAAUGCCUAGUAAUAAACGUUUGAAAGUUACAGCAUCCACUACAGAGAAAUCAAGCUUAGCUGUGCCACCAUUGCGUAGCAGUGCCCAGCCUAUUCCACCAUCCUGCAGUGAUCUUUGUCCAGUACUUCCAGCCCGGAAGGAUCCCCAUUCAUCACUGCCAACUCCUGGUGAUGCUCGUUCAUUACCACUAGUCUUUGAAAGUGGUGUUCAUCAUCCGCUUGGAUCUAGUUCUGUUCCGUGUCAUCAGUUGAUUAAUUCAGAUGAUGAUGCUGAAUCAUUUGAUGAACAUGUGGGCAUCACAAGUUGCAGCAGUCGUAAGAAUAAUGACUAUUGGAAGGUUAAUGUUAUUGAUCAACAUAAUGUAAUAGAAGAAGCUAAACUAAAGGUUGAUGAUGUUUUGCCACUCCCUGCGGGUAGAAAGGUGAUACUUACAUGCAAUGAGCACUUGCAACCAAUUGGUGAUGCGGGUGGCCUCUUAAGCGGCUUUUUAGGAAUUUUGGGAAGUGACUAUAAGAAAUUUCCUAUAUAUUUUUUGUCUUGGCGUAAGGUCCCCAGAAAAGAUGAUGUGUACAAUGACAUUAUAAAGAGGAAGUUUCAUUUUGUGGAUGUGGAGAACAAGAUAAAACGAUAUAUGCUGAAGAAUCUAGGAAAGGUGUGGAAGGAUACAAGGCAUAGGCUAUUUCACCAAUUUUACGAUGGUACUUUGAGCAUUGAAGAAAACAUUGCAAGGCGUCCUUCUAGAAUUGAUGAAAAUCAUUGGAGAUGGUUCAUUGACUAUCGCUUGUCAAAGAAAACACGGGAGAUAUGCAAGAAAAAUGCUGAAAAUAGGAAAAAACAAUUAUUCACCCAUACUGGUGGUUCAAAAAGCAUAGCAAGGAGGAAAGAUGAAGAGGAACGACAAUGUGGGAGGCGCAUUAGUAGAGGAGAGAUGUGGACUAUAGUGCACAAGAGAAAGGAUGGCUCUUAUAUCCAUAGCGAAGCUCAGGUUAUUGGUGAAAAAAUUACAAGUAUUGAGCGUGAUGACGCCUCCUCCAAAGCAUUAUCCCAAAAUGAUUCACUUUUUCAAGCUCUUGGAAAGGAGCACUUGGGUCGUGUUCGAGGUGUAGGUUCUGGGCCAUGUCCUACUCAACUAUUUGGUCAAAGUACACAUCAAUUGGGUGGAAUGUCUUUAAAUUCAUCAGUUAAUCAUGACAUUCAAAUAGAGAUGAAUGAAAUAAAGUCUCAAUUAGAGGCUUCAAGAUUACAGGUUCAAAAUCUUGAGAUGGAAAUGAAACAGGAGAAGUUGAGGCGGCAAGCAUUGGAAAAGGCUGUGAAAUUUCUUAUUGAACUACACGGAAGCAAUUUGCCACCUGAGAUUGCUGCUGUGAUGAAUGCAUUUGAUUCAGAUAAGGUGAAUGGACCAGUUUCACCUGGUGCAAGGCCGUCUUCCUCAGCUAGCCACGAUGCUCAAAACCAUGAAUCUGACAAUGAUUGAAAAUAAGAAUUGAAUUUUAAAGACUUUUAGAUUACUUUUAUAUUUAGGUGGAGCAAGAGUAGAGAAGGGAUGUUGAAGACUAUUUUAGACAAUUAUGUUGACCUGGAAAAUUGUUUUAUUUUAAGACUAACUUGUUUCUUAAAUACUUUUUCUAUGAUAUUAGUACUGGUGUGCUUAUCCUCGAAACUAGUUUCCUUGUGUGAA
This is a messenger RNA of Arachis ipaensis, 1850 nucleotides long. Lineage: Eukaryota; Viridiplantae; Streptophyta; Magnoliopsida; Fabales; Fabaceae. The record is from RefSeq and is a predicted model, not a curated record.